Amphiprion ocellaris (clown anemonefish) is the source of this 2743-nucleotide messenger RNA. It is a transcript of the gene abracl, whose product is annotated as ABRA C-terminal like. NCBI's taxonomy places the organism in Eukaryota, Metazoa, Chordata, Actinopteri, Pomacentridae. The coding region runs from base 115 to 360 and encodes 81 amino acids. Gene Ontology annotation, biological process: regulation of actin filament-based process. The record is from RefSeq and is a predicted model, not a curated record. The transcript has 3 exons.
UGCUUUUUUCCCCGAGGAGACCUGAACGCAGCAACAUUGUCCACCGGUUCCGACUGAUGAGAAAGUCGUCCAUCACCUCCUUCCAGACAAAGGAAGCUCCAGUGAUCAGCAACAAUGGAUGUCUCACAUGAAAUCAAUUUGCUGGUGCAGGAGAUUCAGCGGCUCGGCAGUAAAAAUGCUGAUGGUCAAACUAUGGUAAAGUUUGGAGUUUUAUUUAACGACGACCGUUGUGCCAAUAUCUUCGAGGCAUUGGUGGGCACCCUGAAGGCAGCCAAAAAGAAGAAGCUGAUCAACUUCCAAGGCGAGUUGCUUCUGCAGGGCGUCCAUGACAACGUUGAUAUCGUCCUGCUCCAAGAAUGAGACGGAUGUUCGGACAGACGGCCUUCCAGCAGCUGUGUGUCCUACUGAAUCCUCCUAAAUACUGAGCUUCUGCAGUAUACCGGCCUGUCACUGAGCUUCUGUUUUCACUUAUUUCCCUUCAUUUUCACAGCUCAGUGUUUCAACCGAAACACAGUCACCAAUCAGAUCAGACCUUACCUAUGGACCCAGCUGGCAUGUGUGCAUAUGAUUUUUGUUUGAUUUCAGUGUGCCACAUUUGAUAAUAUUUUAAGGUUUUCAGGGCUGAGCUGUGAACAGUCACACUCAGAGUUUCAGAUUAUAUGAAAAGUGGUGUUUCUUUCUCAGGCACUGCCAUUUUAUCAGCCACAGGUGUCAUUUUGCUACACUUUUAAGACUACAAAUGUACAAAUCAGGAAUGUAAUAUUUGAUGUAAGGCUUUUUUUUGUUUAUUUUGGGUGAAAUUACAGUGGAUCACAACCAAAUGCCUCUAUUUACAGUUUAGGUAUCAGGAUAAAUGACACACAGGAUAAGAUGCUGGCUAAAUUUAGCAACUAUAGCAAACUUCUUCACAUUUCUAAUUGGACCUGUCUGAUCUUGACUAUUGUGUUGCACUCUGCAAAUUCUCCCUUUACACUCUCAAAAGGCAGUGGGAGUUAAGUCCUCAUUACCUGAACAGUAUGUAAUGUAAUGAGUGUUACUGCAGGAAAGUCUAGUGUAUCUGUAAGACAGAGGAUAGUCUGUGUCCACAACGGCGUCACCAAAUGGCAGUUCCAUUUAUUGUUUACAUGAGCCAUUUCUACUACCUCUUGUGGACUUUGUAAUAAGACGUUAUCAGACCAGUGCUUUUGGAAAUUCCUUCACAGAAACUACGACUACACUGACGGUUCAAGUGCAUUUCAGGAAAGACGAUGCAGCUUUUUGUACUCAUUGCAACGUGCUACAGUAGUUUUUAUUUCGUCUUUUUAUACGUAGUCAUUAAUGAAUUUUCUCUGCUAAAACAAAUUCCAAAAAUUGCCUUUUCAUAAGAAUAGCUGCUGAGCAAAUGGCGAAUGUAUUUCUGUGCAAUUUUUAAUAGUGUAUAAUUACAGGAUGAUUGGUGCCAAAUGCAAAAGAUGAAUUUGUAUUGAUUCUCAGGACCAAAUCAGCACAACCAAAAUAUGUUUAAUAAUUUUCCUGUGACUUAAAUUAGUGACACAAAAUGUGUAUUUAGAGUUUCACUAGUGUUUUCAAUUUUAGCACUCUUUAUUCUCUACUGUAGGUCCAAUGAAACUUGUAGACCAGAUGUGAACACUUUCCUACCAUCACAAUUAACCACUUACAGUUGGUUUGUUGUGUUUGUUUUACACUUUGUUAUUAUUUUAGCCAAAAUAUUAGCAAGUACUGUCAGCUCUGUAUGGAGGCCCAAAGCUGUCAAAAUUUGUUAAACAAGUAAGACAAUGUGAAAUAAAUCCUAAUAUGAAUAAAUACAGACAAAUAAGCAGCGAGCAGAAUUGAAAGACAAACUGCUGAAAUUAAAUAUAAAAUGUUGUAUAAUAAAUAAGCAGAAUGAGGAAAUAUUUCAUGUUCUUUUGCUGAGCUUGAACAAAUUGGGCCUCUUUGGGCCUCCGUAUUUAGCCAGUGGUUGGAGCCGUUUUUGAUGUCUUUGAACUUUUUAACCCAAAAGUAACAUUUAGUUUGACAGCUACUGUGCUCAUUUUCAUAAUAUCAAACUUUGUGACACUCGUUCAUUAAAUGGGGCCUUGGUCGUGUUACCAUCCACGCACUAUUUGCUUUUCAUGUUGAUAAGAAGCAAGUUAUCAGCCUCGUGAAACUGUAUCUGGUCUGGAAGUUUUGUGAGACCCAUUUCAUAUUCACUGCUGUUGGAUCAGCCUCGUUAAAUCUUUUAUGUUCAGGAACUAAGUUUGACUUGAAAUGUGUGAUUUAUUUCUCAGCAUCAGUGGCAUAGAUGAAUCAAAACUUUGGUGAAAUCAAGAAAAUUAGAUGAGCUGAAUUGUAUUAUGUUGUUUUGAAUGAACCUGAAGUGUAACCUGGUUGCAUGACAUAUAAUCAUCAUGACUAAAGUAAUGGGAGAAGUCUAAAAGUUGUAGGACAAACAGAGAAAAGCAAGAGUGAAGAAGGUACAUGCCGCUUGCAUCGCUGUAAUGAAUAUAUCCUGCUGUUGCUCUGGAGUGAGUUUCACGUGACUUUCUGAUAUACAAAUUACAAAGUCGGCAUUUGGCAAGAGAAGGAAAGUUAUGAGCAGUGCCAAUACCUCGAGACAUUUAUGUGAGCGAGUGGAAUGCCUGUGCGAUGUGUUCAAGUACAUCAUUACUGUCUUUUGUACUGGCAAUAACACACUCCUAAAAGAGGAGAGGUUUCUGUUACUGUGGAAUACACUCCAAGGAAUAAAAUCUUUACACUUGAA